AUGAGCUCCAACACCUUUAAGCAAGCCGCGGAAGCAGCACGAACCAAGACGUCCGCUAUGGGCAAGCAGGGCUCAGAGGCAGUUUCUGCCGUAGGAAAUGAUUUCCUACACACGCCCAUUAUGCGGGCAGCCCUUCCCUUCCUUAACGGCGGCAUCUCUGGCAUGGUUGCGACCACUGUCAUCCAACCUGUAGACAUGAUCAAGGUCAGAUUGCAACUCGCAGGCGAAGGCAUUGCUACCGGCCCCAAACCUACUCCGUUAUCCGUCACACGAGAUAUCCUUGCGCAAGGCAAGGCUCUUGACUUAUACACCGGUCUCUCAGCGGGUCUUCUCCGCCAGGCGGUAUAUACUACAGCGAGAUUGGGCUUCUUCGACACAUUUCUGAAAAACCUAUCAACACGUGCCAAGGAGAAGGGUAGACAGGUUAGCUUUGUUGAGCGAGCGAGUGCUGGACUUGCAGCCGGUGGGAUAGCAGCCUUUAUCGGGAACCCUGCAGAUCUAGCUCUCAUUCGGAUGCAAUCAGAUGGUCUCAAACCUAUCGCUGAGCGCAAGAACUACAAAUCUGUUAUCGAUGCAUUAUCGACGAUCGUCAAAUCUGAAGGCGUUACUGCGUUAUGGGCCGGUGCGACACCAACAGUAGUACGAGCUAUGUCGCUUAACUUGGGUCAACUGGCAUUCUUUUCGGAAGCUAAAGCACAACUUAAGACGCGUACCCAAUGGUCUCCUCAAUCGCAAACCCUAACAGCUAGCGCUAUUGCUGGAUUUUUCGCUUCCUUCCUCAGUUUACCCUUUGACUUCGUGAAGACGAGAUUGCAAAAGCAGCAACGCGGUCCUGAUGGCAGACUUCCGUACAAGAGUAUGACAGACUGCUUCGUCCAAGUCGCUAGACAGGAAGGUCUCACGCGCUUCUACCGUGGAUUCGGUACCUACUACGUGCGUAUUGCGCCGCACGCCAUGGUGACCUUAAUUGUUGUGGAUUAUCUUGGUUGGUUGACGAAAUAA
Messenger RNA from Daldinia childiae, 1002 nucleotides. RefSeq names its product putative mitochondrial 2-oxoglutarate/malate carrier protein. Lineage: Eukaryota; Fungi; Ascomycota; Sordariomycetes; Xylariales; Hypoxylaceae. Gene Ontology annotation, molecular function: oxoglutarate:malate antiporter activity. Bases 1 to 1002 code for a protein of 333 amino acids. Gene Ontology annotation, biological process: transmembrane transport. The record is from RefSeq and is a predicted model, not a curated record. The transcript is spliced from 2 exons.